Vigna unguiculata (cowpea) is the source of this 814-nucleotide messenger RNA. RefSeq names its product patatin-17-like. The record is from RefSeq and is a predicted model, not a curated record. Gene Ontology annotation, biological process: lipid metabolic process. Gene Ontology annotation, molecular function: glycerophospholipase activity; monoacylglycerol lipase activity. Lineage: Eukaryota; Viridiplantae; Streptophyta; Magnoliopsida; Fabales; Fabaceae.
UAUAUAUACUUAUACUGUUGAUCAGACUCGAGCAACAGUGAGUGAAGUACUACGACACAAUAAGUAUUCCAAAAUAGUUGUUUUGUCAUUGGGAACUGGAACACCAGAAACUCAGCAGAUUUUCAAUGUUGAAAUGGCUGCCACAUGGAGCAAUCAAACAUGGCUUAUUCCUUUGAUCAUUUUUCUUGAUCGUGCAACAACCUCCAUGAAUGAAUACUAUCAUGGUUCACUCUUCCGAAAACCUACCAUUAACUACCUUAGAAUUCAGGAAUACGAAUUGGAUCCUGCUCUCACAGACAUGAUUAAUGUUGCAAAAGAAAACAUGGAGGGUCUUGAAGAGGCUGGGAAAGAACUUUUAGAAGAAAAAGUAAAGAAGAUCAAUUUGGACAGUUUCUGUGUAGAAGAAGGCGUAGGAACAAAUGCUGAGGCUCUUGACAGGCUUGCUGAUAUUUUGUAUGGAGAAAGACAGCAUCGUCUGAAACAGAAAUCUAUGGAAAAAGGAAGAAGACCAUUUCUUAGGGUUCCUUCAGACAAAAGUGAAGCUAAUUGGGCAUUUCUAAAGAAGAAAGUUAUGUGAUUUGAUUAGUAUUAGUUAUCCAUGCUUGUUGUACUAUCUACAGAAUAAGGCUGAAGGCAUAUAUAUGUGAGUUAUGUGCAACUCUUAUAGCCAGCAAGAACCAUGAAUAAUUAAUAUACCAACCUAUCUAUUGUAAAAAGAAGGUUAACUCUAUGUCAGUUCUUCUAAUUAAGAAGUUAUUACUUUUUGUUUUCCUGUAUUCUAAAGAAUAUAAGAUGUUUGUGUGAUUAUGAAUGA